Messenger RNA from Caenorhabditis elegans, 1026 nucleotides. It is a transcript of the gene Y71F9B.2, whose product is annotated as Phosphatidate cytidylyltransferase, mitochondrial. Gene Ontology annotation, biological process: CDP-diacylglycerol biosynthetic process; cardiolipin biosynthetic process. Bases 3 to 968 code for a protein of 321 amino acids. NCBI's taxonomy places the organism in Eukaryota, Metazoa, Nematoda, Chromadorea, Rhabditida, Rhabditidae. The transcript has 3 exons. Gene Ontology annotation, cellular component: mitochondrial inner membrane. Gene Ontology annotation, molecular function: phosphatidate cytidylyltransferase activity. The record is from RefSeq and is marked reviewed.
AAAUGGACGAAUAUCGAGAGCUGAUUAGUGUGCUUCCACUGGAAACUGUAGAAUAUGCAUUUGCAUAUGGAUCAGGUGCAAUCCAGCAACAAAAUGAGGAUAAAUCGGAAAAAAUGGUGGAUUUUGUGAUUGUCACUAAAAAUGCUCAAGAAUUCCACCGCGACAACAUUCUCAAAAAUCCCCAACACUACAGCCUACUCCGGCUUAUGGGCCCGAAAAUGAUCGAGAAAAUUCAGUGUAAUUUUGCGGCUCGUGUCUAUUACAAUACUCAUGUAAAAGUCGGGAAGCGGAAGAUCAAGUACGGAGUGAUUUCGUACGAGAAUGUGAAGCAGGAUCUUCUGGAUUGGAGGUGGAUUUAUAUUUCUGGGCGGCUACACAAGCCGGUACUGGAGGUGAUCAAGCCGCGGCAGGAUAUGUGUGAUCUGGUGACUGAGAAUCGUAGAUCAGCGCUUCAUUCAUCGCUUCUUCUACUUCCAGAAUCUUUUACACUUAAGCAAUUAUUUCAUAAAAUCGUCGGGCUCUCUUAUACUGGAGAUUUUCGAAUGGUCGUUGGAGAGGAUAAGAAUAAAAUCAAUAAAAUCGUCGAGGGAAAUUACGAGGAGCUUCUCAGAGUCUACGAGCCACUUAUGAACGAUGAUGCUCGACUGUCGGUGAUGUCGCCGGCGAAACUGAUUCAGGAUGGAUCGACGACGGCGAUCUAUCAUCGAUUGAAUCUUUUGCCAUCGGAAGUGUUGAAUCGGAUUCAGAAGAAUAUGAAUAGAGUGCAGAAAAGGCAGCGGGAUGCUGAAGAGGUAAUCUUUUCGCUUGCUCACCGACAUGAUGUGGCUGCGACCGUUGAAACCGCAAUCGGCGGAAUCAUCCGACCAGUCUCCCUGUCUCAAACCGCGAAGAACGCCUUCUCGGCCGGAGUCACCCGUUCAAUCAUCUACAGUAUGGCAAAGAUGAGCAAGUUCUUGAAGAGCAAGUGAUGAUAAUUUCGUGAUAACAAGUUUAGAAUGGUUUAUAGUUAAUAAAUUUAUUUGAUUU